Leptopilina heterotoma is the source of this 2529-nucleotide messenger RNA. RefSeq lists its product as uncharacterized. NCBI's taxonomy places the organism in Eukaryota, Metazoa, Arthropoda, Insecta, Hymenoptera, Figitidae. Bases 511 to 2169 code for a protein of 552 amino acids. The record is from RefSeq and is a predicted model, not a curated record. The transcript has 2 exons.
GUGUGCGCUCCGUGUGGUAAGAAAAUCAAAUACGGAGGAAAAAGUGCAAAUCGUUUUCUUAUAACUGAUAAAAUUUGUGAAAGAAUAAAAUGUUUCAUCGAUCCUGAUUUCUCUACUCAAAACAGUAAAUUUCCAAUUGGUAUUUGUGCAACAUGUUCUACAACUUUGGUUGAACACGAAAAAGGUAUCAAUAAAAGGCCUCUACCACCAAGGAUAAAUUACGAGGAUAUUCAUCUAAAAAAGGAUACGCGGUCGGGAACUUUUGAAAUUUGCGCAUGUUACAUUUGUCUGACGGCAAGAUGUAAUUAUCACAAAAAACCAGAAUAUUCUCGUCAUGAAGGUCGCCAAUUUAAUACAAUAAUUGAUGAGCAUAACGGAAAAUACGGAAAAGAAAUAAAUAGUAAAUUAUCGAUUGCUUCAUUUGACGACAACAAUCCCGUUAAAAUUGAUAAAAUUUCGAAAAGUAUAUCACUGUGUAGUAAAUGUUAUCAACCAUUUGGAAAAGGCAAAAUGCAUUCUUGCAGUGAUAAGAGCAUGUCUGUAGCCUCGAUAAAAAAUAUUUUAGAAAAUUUACCUCAAAAGCAAGUGGAACAAGUGGUUAGUUCAGUUGUGAAAGACUUAAAAAGUAAGGAAGUCCCAGAAAAAUCGUCAAUUGUGCUGAGUAAUGAAAGAGGUAAACCGACAGUUCUUUAUACAAAAUCUAUUUCAAAUAAAAAUGACUUGUUCUCUAACGAUGAUCUAGACAAUUUCGCAGUUAACUCAAAUUCUUCAGUCCGCGGACUCAGAAAAUUAACCAAUUUCAUACGUUCUAAGGUAGGCCGUAAUUCAGUUCCUAAAAGAUAUGCCGAGCAUUUUACAGAGAAGCAAAGAAAGUUAGAUUACCUCUAUAAAAGUGAUACGUUUUCUUUUGAUACGUCAAAAUCAAAAGAGCAGAGGCCUGUAAUUUGGGCUGACGCUACAGAUUUAGUAGAAGCAGUAGUAGAAGCAAGAAAAUUCAUUGGAUUUUACUCCGUAAAAUUAAUGGCAGAUGGGGGUGGGGAUUUUUUCAAACUUUGCCUAACCAUACUUCCAGAAGAUUAUUCUUCUGAAGAAUGUGAACAAGAUUGCUUCGAAGAACCAUCGAAAAAAAGAACGAAAUUGUACGCUGAGGGUGGGUCCGCUGGUUGCAAAGCAAAACUGACGAGUGUGAAAAGAACUAUUAUUCUUGGUAUCGUUCCAGACAUAAAGGAAACAUAUGAAAAUGUGAAAAUUUUAUUUGAUUUAACGAAAAUUAAUGAUGUUUCAUUCAAAAUGGUUUGCGAUUUUAAAUUAAUGUUGUUAGUCAACGGAAUGCAAACAGCAACAUCUACAUUUCCGUGUCCGUACUGCUUCGUUACUUUGAAAGAAUUGCGCUGUAUCGGAGAGGAUCAUUCUGAAAAUGCAGAUUGCGAAAAAUCGGUUUCUCUUAAAACAUACGGAGAUUUGAGAAAAGACUUUUAUAAAUUUGAGAGUAUGAAGAAAGUUAAAAAAUUUGCUCCUGAGUGCCACAGCACUGUAAAUCUGCCUCUUCUCACCGAAGCUGAUGAUGUAUGCGUUCUUGAGAAAUGCAUUAUACCCGAAUUACAUGUUCUUCUGGGCUUUGUUAAUCAUUUGUUUUGGGAUGGACUCGUACCCAUCUUAACAGAACCAGUGGCACUAUUAUGGCCGAAAAAACUUAACCUUGUUACUAAAAAUUACCAUGGACGCCAAUUUGAAGGUAACGCCUGUCGUGUUCUGCUUAAAUCGGCUGAUAUGCUUAAGGACAAGGACAUAUGUGGCGAAGUUGGUGAGCUACGUGUAUUACCAUUCAUCAACGCUUUUAAAGCUAUGGAUAAGAUAGUUGGCAACUGCUUUUCAACAAAGAAAAUCGAACCAGAAACUGUUCAAAAUUUAAAUAAAUUAAACAAAAUUCUACCAGCAACGGAAAUUUCGAAGACCUUAAAAAUCCAUGUUCUGCUAGAUCAUUUUAUGGACUGUGUCAAUUUUUUGGAUGGAGAUGGACUGGGAAAUUGGUCUGAACAAGCCGGCGAAUCGAUCCAUCAUGAGUUUUUAAUUCACUGGAAUCGCCGAAAAGUGUCUUCCUUUGAUAAUCCAUCCUACAUUAAUCAACUAAAGUCCGCUGUCAUUUCAUUUUCAUCUUUAAAUCUGUAAAAUUUGGGAUUGUGUGCUUUGGUUGUGGGGCUGUUGUUUUAAUUAAUAGAGGUGGAAGUAGCAAUUCGGGGUUGAUGGAGAGGGAAAAACCGCUUUUCGAAUACUUUUCAGAAAACAAAAAGACGAAUUUGGUUUUGCCAAAUAUGCAAGGUGGUGGAGAAAUUUUAAGUAAAGAUGCUUGGUUUAUUGACAAGGAUUUUGAAGGUGAAAAAGUAAAAAGACCAAAACCUCUCCAAAAAUUCACAGGUUUUUGUCCAUUGGGGAUUGUUUUACCUUAUGUGAGUUGUUUUUAUCUUAUUUAUUAUAUUUUUUUGAAAACUAUACAUAUUUAUUAAACAUUAAAUUUAUUACUUCUUUUGU